AUGUCAACUUUAGAAGGAAGAGAAAUUAUUAUUGGGACAAAAUAUAAACUGGGUCGAAAGAUUGGCGCAGGUUCUUUUGGUGAAAUUUAUUUGGGUACCAAUAUUAUGAGUGGAGAAGAUAUUGCUGUCAAGUUAGAAAGUAUUCGCGCAGCUCAUCCUCAGCUUGAAUAUGAAGCAAGAGUCUAUAAAACACUGGCAGGAGGAGUGGGUAUUCCUUUUGUUCGAUGGUAUGGCAGAGAAGGUGAUUUUAAUGUGCUUGUGAUGGACUUGCUUGGCCCUUCCAUGGAAGACUUGUUUAAUUACUGUAAAAGAAGGUUUUCACUCAAGACUGUCUUGUUGUUGGCUGAUCAAUUGUUGUCACGCGUAGAAUAUGUUCAUUCUAAAGGUUUUAUUCAUAGAGAUAUCAAACCUGACAAUUUUUUGAUGGGUAUUGGUAAACGUGGAAAUCAAGUGAACAUGAUUGAUUUUGGCUUGGCUAAGCGAUUUAGAGACCCAAAGAGCAAUGUACAUAUACCCUACAGAGAGAACAAGAAUCUGACUGGUACUCCACGUUAUGCGAGUGUUAACACGCAUCUGGGCAUUGAACAAUCACGGCGUGAUGACCUUGAAUCACUCGGUUAUAUCCUUGUGUAUUUCUGUCGAGGCCAAUUACCUUGGCAAGGCAUCAGAGCCAGAACAAAGAAAGAGAAAUAUGACAAAAUCAUGGAAAAGAAAAUGACAACACCUGCAGACGCAUUAUGUCGCGGUUUGCAUCAAGAGUUUGCUAUAUACCUCAAUUAUGUUCGAUCACUUCGCUUUGAUGAUAAGCCUGAUUACUCUUACCUUCGUAAAUUGUUUCGAGAUUUGUUUGUACGUGAAGGUUUCCAAUAUGAUUAUGUCUUUGAUUGGACCAUCCGUAAAUUGCAAGAGAAAAAGGCUGCUUAUCAGCCUCCAGAACCUGGUCUGAAUCCUAUGAAUGCCUAUAUGGGAUCAAACCCUCCUUUUGAUGCUAACAGAAGGAUGCCUAGUGCUAUGGCAGGAGGUGGAGCACCCCUUCCUUCUGCUAAUUUGAGAGCAACGUAUCGUACAGAAACAAAAUCACCCGAGACUUCUAAACGUUUGGAUGAUGUGAUGCUUCAAUACCAACAACAACAAAAGAUGCUUCAACAUAAACCUGCUUAUUUCUCAGCUGGUCCUAUCAAUCAACCACCACCACCACAACAGCCACAACAACAACAACAACAACAGUUGGCAUCUCCUACAGCUUAUCAGGAUCCAUAUGCAUCUCAUUUAGGAUAUUCUGGUACAGGAGGAGGAAGAAUGUUGGUUAGAGACAAUCAGCAACAACAACAACAACAACAACAACAAUUAGGUGGUAAGUAUGAGAGAAAGAGGGUAUUGGCGGAUGAGACCAAUCCAAUCGAACCAAGCAUUGCUGAUCCUCUUUUCUCUGUAAAACGUACACACUUCCACCCACCUACAGGUCCUUCAAGUAAUAGACAACAAACGUACACACCAUUUCAUCCUGAUACCAACAACAACAACAACAACAACAAUAAUAAUGCUUUUCUGCCUGAUCCAAACGACAAUGAAGAUCCAACUGGUUUUAUUCGUAAGCCAAAUGAUAUUCACGCUUUAAUGGACGAACGUAAGCCAAUGCAAAGUUCUUCCUCUUCUAAACCAUUUCAUCUAGUGAACACGAAUCGACUUUAUGAAGAUUUUUAA
Messenger RNA from Gilbertella persicaria, 1704 nucleotides. Its product is annotated as kinase-like domain-containing protein. Gene Ontology annotation, molecular function: ATP binding; protein serine/threonine kinase activity. Gene Ontology annotation, cellular component: nucleus; cytoplasm. The transcript is spliced from 7 exons. NCBI's taxonomy places the organism in Eukaryota, Fungi, Mucoromycota, Mucoromycetes, Mucorales, Choanephoraceae. The record is from RefSeq and is a predicted model, not a curated record. Gene Ontology annotation, biological process: signal transduction; endocytosis; peptidyl-serine phosphorylation. The coding region runs from base 1 to 1704 and encodes 567 amino acids.